GGCAUGAUUAAGGAAUUAUUCCCUCUCCCCUUAUUGAUCCCCCUUUAAGAAGCCUUUCGCAUCCAUACCCCCUGUCAGUGCGUCCAGAUAAAACAGACCGCUCGUCAUCUUGUCUACUCGUAAGAGGGAAAUUUUGCUGAUGCAGUAAUGUCUGGAAAUGCAUCGCUUGCGAAUGUCGUGAAUCAUUUCCGUCAUGGAUGUGACAUUUAUGGACCGCAGCCGAACAGUUUGAAAGUGAGAAGAUGUGAAGAGCCUUUUACAAGCCUAUUUUCACAACAAAAGGGAAUCGAGGGUGCAUUGCUGACAGGAGACUGCCGGCAGAAGACGCAUUCCUUCAGUAGCGAGAGGCAGCCGUAGUGGAUGCAGCGGAACGGAGCGAUGGUCGAAUCAGUGACAACCGCAGUGGGGCCACACUGAGGAACGAUCAAGUUAUAUCCUAUACCCAGGGUUCGAGAUAGAUUUGAGGGUCUGGAAACGGAGAAAAGGAAGGAAAGCAACGCUUUUGGGAGGGCAGUUGGAUGUCUGCUCAAUUAAAUUAACUCCUGCGGAGCUCCAACUUUGACCUGCAGGAUGACAGUCGUGGCUGGGGACAACAUGGACGAGACCUCUGCCGUGCCGGGGCAUCCGCAGGACACGUACCCCCCUGACCACGACGAUCAUGAAUGCUGCGAACGGGUGGUCAUCAACAUAGCAGGGCUGCGUUUCGAGACCCAGCUCAAAACUCUCGCCCAGUUUCCAGAGACUCUGUUAGGUAACCCAAAGAAACGAAUGCGGUAUUUCGAUCCCUUGAGAAACGAGUACUUCUUCGACAGAAAUCGCCCGAGCUUUGAUGCCAUCCUCUACUACUAUCAGUCCGGGGGGAGACUGAGAAGGCCUGCCAAUGUCCCGUUGGAUAUGUUCUCUGAAGAAAUUAAGUUCUAUGAACUUGGGGUCGAGGCGAUGGAGAAGUUUCGCGAAGAUGAGGGCUUCAUUCGCGAGGAAGAGCGGCCCUUACCAGAGCGCGAGUUUCAGCGGCAAAUCUGGCUUCUUUUCGAGCAUCCUGAAAGCUCGGGGGCGGCCAGAGGAAUUGCUAUUGUGUCCGUUAUGGUCAUUUUAAUUUCCAUUGUCAUUUUCUGUUUGGAGACUUUACCUGAACUGAAAGGGGAACCAGAGAAGGUGGUUAUAGGCAACAGCACCUUCUACUCCAAACCAAACAUCAUGGCCGAUCCCUUCUUUAUCGUAGAGACACUCUGCAUCAUCUGGUUCUCAUUCGAACUGAUAGUGCGCUUCUUUGCGUGCCCAAGCAAAGCGGCCUUCUUUAAGAACAUGAUGAACACCAUAGACAUUGUGGCCAUCAUCCCCUACUUCAUCACACUGGGCACAGAGUUAGCAGAGGAUGCCGAUGGAGGGAAGGAAGGAAAGGGCGAGCAGGCAACAUCACUGGCCAUCCUCAGGGUGAUCCGUCUGGUCAGGGUGUUCAGGAUCUUUAAGCUGUCCAGGCACUCCAAAGGCCUUCAGAUUUUGGGGCAGACCCUCAAAGCCAGUAUGCGAGAGCUUGGAUUGCUAAUUUUCUUCCUCUUCAUUGGUGUCAUAUUGUUCUCCAGUGCUGUGUAUUUCGCAGAGGCAGAGGAAAAAGAGUCCUACUUCAGCAGCAUCCCAGAUGCGUUCUGGUGGGCAGUUGUGUCGAUGACGACCGUGGGCUACGGGGACAUGGUGCCAGUGACUAUAGGGGGCAAGAUCGUGGGUUCCCUAUGUGCCAUCGCCGGUGUGCUGACCAUCGCCCUCCCCGUGCCUGUCAUCGUGUCCAACUUCAACUAUUUCUACCAUAGAGAAACCGAAGGAGAGGAGCAGGCCCAGCUCCUCAACGUGAGCAACCCCAACAUAGCCUCCGAUUCCAACUCCAGUCGUCGCAGCUCCUCGACCGUCAGCAAGUCUGAGUACAUGGAGAUAGAUGGAGACAUAAACAACAGCAUCGACAACUUCAGAGAGGCCAACCUCAGAACUGGCAACUGCACUAUCCCCAAUCAGAACUGUGUGAACAAAAGUAAGCUGCUAACCGAUGUCUAGAGACACAGUAGAAAAUUCAGUCACGUACAUAUGAAUGCUUACUUUACCUUCUCUCGUGAGCCCUUGCAAUGCGAAUAUCUCUACAAUGCAGACGAAAGAAAAAUAUGACACCAAAACAUAUAGAACAUAACUGCAGCAAACGAGGCCGAUGAUUCGGUGUACACUUAGUCUACAUACAUUUCCAAAGAGGAUGAUUGAGAAAAAAGCCUCCUCGAGCACCUAGCUAAUGUCCACAGGCAUUGAAGGACUCUCGACGACGGGAUUACUAAAACAUCACGCAUGGACUGCAGACUACAUUUCAGCAAGCUGCACACUGCAUCCGGGAACGUGCAUAAAAGACCAAGUGCAGUGUUCGGUGGACGCCUCGUCCGUAGGUGGUCUUCUUAACUGACCAGCAAAGCACCUUAUAUGAACAAGACUUAUCUUCUGCUGGGAUGCUACGGAGGCCAAGGUCAUCGCCUCAUGGACAUCCGCAUUGCUGCUAUUUUCCAGCAGAUGCUGUAAUUUAGAUAUCACCAAGUGAUUAAAUGCCAUGCCCUUUAGAUAUAAGACAGCACAAUGCCGAAAGAGGAGCCUCAUAGUUAGCAUGUUUUGAUUAUCCUCAUUUUGAUAUUGGCAUGCGUCGGACAUUACCUCAUGACGAUAGGAAAUCCAUUCCUGUUUUGCUUUUCUUUUGCCUUCGGUUCCAUCAGCUCCCCUCUCCAUCGACCUCCGCCAUGAAAAGUGCACUAGUGUGUCAUGAUUUGAGAUGCUUAUCAUUUAGGUGUAUUUAAAGACUGAAUGUUUAACCUUACGGGAAACAGAAUCUUAAUGAUAUCAUAGCAUGUCAAAAGAACCUGCAUUAUGGCCUAAUCAACUAAGGUACUGUGUAUCCUAGUAUAUUUAAUGCAUGACAUCGGUAUAAUACAGCUUGUUGCAAUUGAGAUACCUCAUAAGGGUGUCGUUGUUACAAUCAGGGAAAACUAGGGACGUCGAUUCCUUGACAUUUUCUGAAAUGUGACAAAAUAUAUAUGCAAGCCCCAACGCUGGGAUGCAAACUUUUCAAUCUAAAACAUAGUCAAAGACACAGAAAAAGAACUAUCAAGAUACUAUCAAAUGCAUAUACUCAUACUAAGCGCACCUGUUAAAAGAAAAAAUAAUAUAACUUAAAUAGUGCAGUGCAUGGGCAUUCUCUCUCUCUCGAGGAAAAAAAAAAGAAAAAAAAAAGAAAACUAUGGGCAAUUAUACUUCACGCUUCCAUUUUGCGAUCAAAUUUAGGAUUUACAAUAUCAGAAAUCGCUUAAUUUAUCUUAGCAGGAUGCAAAAGAGAUCAUGGCAGAAUUACUCAUAUUAGUUGCUAGUGCCUUUGACCCUCUCAGCAACCGGACAGGUGAAAGUGCCUCUGAGUAACUGGAGUUUUAGGCAGGGCAAGGGAACAAUAUCUGCUCUAGAACUGUCGUAAUGUAUGUUGAGGCUGGUCAUUACAGUGUAUACAGAGUGCUUUUCAUUUUUGUUCUUGUUAUUUUGAACGUGACACACGGUUGUCAGGCACAAACGCAAACCUUUUCUGUGUUUUCAUAUGACAGCUGAGCUUGAAUAUGAAAUCGGACGUACGGCUUUCACGCGACGGGACCUUUUAGAGUUUUCGAUCUGCCUUUCGUUGUGGUUUUGAUUAUGUUGCUGUGCCAUAAUUAAGAGUCUACCUCAGUGAGGUCUCCGUACAGCUCACUGCAGAGCAGAACACGAGAGCACAUAACAGCCUGUGAAGUGUGAUGCUACGUCAGAAAUCAUACACUUAGAGUACCCCAGAAUUAGCCUUUUUUCGAGCACUUACAGCAAGCGCAACAAUGCGACCGCCCCAGACCCCUCGGAUCUGAAACGCUCCCUUGCUAAGCACAAUCAACGUUCACUUUGGUUCAGUUUAUUAUCACGGUCCUUUUUUUUUUUUUUUUUUUUUUUUUUUUUUUUUUUUUUUUUUUAAAAGGAGAGAGAUCUGGGAAGAGAAAACAGCACAGGCUUUUCAAACACCACAGGGUACACAACUGUUGUUUUGACAUGUCCACUUAAUGUUAAAAGUCAUGCUUAGCCCAUCAGGGCUAUAUUAAGCCAGCAGGUACUGUAAUGAACAAAUUUUAACGCAGACCUAACUGAUUUAUUUAGUGUGCUGAUGACUUAAAUGUUAAUGCAAAAUCUUGUGUUCAAGCUAAUGUGGGCCAUUCCAGCUACAUCUUUCCUUUCCAUUUUCCUUGAUAAUUAAAAAACACUCUAAAAUAGCCGCGAUCGAAUUAGCCCUUUUGGGGUAAUUUCAUUUAACAAACACAAGCAAGUCUGCCCGAGCAGCUCGUAAACAAGUUGCUUGACCAUGUGAUCUUUAUUGAUCCGUGAGGUGUGAUUGUAAUCAAAGGCAAACAGCAGUAUUUUACCUCAGGCCGUUUCCUAUCACACUAACAUGGGUUUAGUCGCCUCUGUGUCAGGAAGAACUAUUCAGGGUUUUAUCAAUCUGCUUUUUGUUUGUAAUUCAUAACAUUUCUUCGGAGAAAAAAAGCUUAGCAAGCAAAACAAUUACUGUUUAGAAUUAGAUUAAUAUAAUAUGGAACAAUUGAAUAUAGGCAAAACGUUUCUACUGGCCGUGCGAGGAGCGAUCAAACCCUUUGGUGCUAUGCAUAAUCCUAUAUUUAAUAACUACACCAUAAAUCUUAGCAAUAGGGAUCAAGUGUGUUAACAGGACUGUCCAAAAUGCUUAUUUUAAUAUUCACCAAGGGCUGUGGCAAACUUUUGAUAAGAAUCGAGAUUUAAACCUAUUAGAGCGCAAGAGAGAAAUGACUUCCACCAAUGAUAGUGUGUUAGCUGACAAAAUGUCACGUAUUUUAUGUCGAGACUGUAACAGAACAAAAACGUCCCCUUAACAAGAGUCGCUUCCUUUCCCUGUUGGAAGUUUAUUUUGCCUCUGAUCUGAGGUGAGGACCAUUUAUGAGCAACAUUUUACAUUAAUUAUGGCUUAUAGAGGUAGGUCUUUUAUCAGCUGAGUCUGUGUAAAUUCAUAGCAUGACACAUAUUUAUUUAGUUGCUUUUCUAUUUAUGAAUUCACGUCUUUAUUUCAGGAACGGGUGAAAGAGAAAAUACACUGUAGUGGAAAAAUAAUUGUAAAAAAAAAAAAAAGAGAAGAGACUGACUUGCCAUCAUACCGAUUACUAAGUAACCCGAUAUGAAAGCUGUCGAAAAAUGAGAAAAAGUAGUUGUGCUCCCAGGUUGUGGCCUUUUGGAGGAUGUUGCAGACAUAUUUAUUUUCUUCACCUGCGUGGCCUCGUCUAGCUAUAUUACCAUGUUGCGUCCAUGUGGCACUAUAGUUAACUGUGCUUUAAAGAACCCAUGCCCUUGAUAAAACUACAGUAGGCUCACAAACGAGUCCAUAAGACAAGCCAUUACAAAUAUAUAGGAAGAUUAUAGCUUGUAUUAUCGAUAUCAUGAAAUAAAUAAAAGAAAUGACAUUAGCAUCGAAAAUGUACUGUACAUUGUACUUUUUUGUAAUAACCUUAACUCCAUACCGCCAUACCAAACCAAAAACUCAACAGCAACCUAGCAAUUGCAAAAAUCUGCAUGGUGUAUGGAAGACUGCAUGAGCUUAGCCUUUCAAAACUGAGGAUCAACUAUAUUCUGGUUGCAUCAUUUUUUUUAAGCCCUUGCUGUCAUUUGUUCCUAAAGCCAUCUUCAUUAUUUAUACUCUAACAUUGUUCCCUUUUGUUUUUGGGAGAAAUUCUUUAAUUCGUCGAACUCCACUGAUAAGAUCUUUGUAUUCGGUUUAUUCGUUUAUUUUGGCUUCAUUUGAGAUUUUGCUGUUUGCUUUCAGGAUGCUGAAUGAUACAAAUCAUGGAUUAGAAUGUCGUGGAAGUUAAUGAUCUAAAAAGAAAGCAGGAUACCCAAACUAGAGUCCAUACAGUGAUUCCGUACUGACCAUCUCAGCUACAUGUUUAUGUUAGACAGAUGAUGACUCCAUGUUAAUGUUUGUUCCAUGUACAUCUGGUCAAACUGUUCGUGUUUCUGUCUUCGUUUUGCUAAAUUGUGUUUCUGUGUUUUAAUUUGGUCAUACAUUGACAAAGGCAUGGUCUGUGAUCUAUGCAAGGGUUCUUUUGUUUCUUAUGUCAAAUAUGAUUUGAUCAUACAUCCAAAUCAAUAAAUUUUUAAGUAUCA
Molecule: messenger RNA, 6213 nt
Organism: Puntigrus tetrazona (Sumatra barb)
Lineage: Eukaryota; Metazoa; Chordata; Actinopteri; Cypriniformes; Cyprinidae
Gene: kcna1a
Product: potassium voltage-gated channel, shaker-related subfamily, member 1a
Exons: 3
Coding region: 571-2046 (491 amino acids)
Biological process (GO): potassium ion transmembrane transport; protein homooligomerization
Cellular component (GO): juxtaparanode region of axon; neuronal cell body; paranode region of axon
Molecular function (GO): protein binding; delayed rectifier potassium channel activity
Source: RefSeq, a predicted model, not a curated record